AUGGCCUCGCUCUUUACCUCGUUGACCAUGAUGUUGGAGGAUGCGGAUCGACGAGCUGCGCAUGCGAUGGAAGAGGCCGAGCGACAAGCUCGGCGUCGCAAGAUCAAGGACCGUGCACUCGCUGGAAAUCCACUCUCAUCGGGCGAGUCGGGCGACGAUGAGGAGAGUCAGCAACCCCACGAAGAGCCCGAUGCCAGCGCAGCUGAACCGACACAUGGCUCGACCGCACAGGGUGAGGCUCAACGGACACCGUCAACCACAGCACCAACCUUGAACCUGGAUUCACCAGAGUCCCCAGCUCGAUCAAAGUCGGUCACUGCGGAUGAUAGCAGAGAGCUGGCAGGGCUUCGGGCUGAAAAUGAAAUGCUGCAGCGCGAACUGCGGGCGUUGGAGGCCGAAAUUGCCACGAGUGAAUCGCGACAUGCAGCUUCUCAAAACACCAUCGGUGAUUUGCGCCGGCAGCUCGAGCAAACGGAACAACGCAUGAAGGAUCUACGGCGCCAGCGGCAUGACGGCGAUCAAUCGACUGAGCAGCUGCGAGCUGACCUGCGCCACGCACAGGAUGAGAUUGAGCAGAUGCGCAAUCAGCUGCAGACGGCUGAACGAUCUUACGAGCAUCUGCGCCGCAGCAUGCGCUCGCAAGAGGACGCGCAUCGCGUAGCCGUCGACUCAUUUAACAGUGAAAUUGCUCACUUGCAACACAAGUUGGAGCAAUCCCAGGCUCCAGCGAAUCAAACCGACCUCAACUCUGAAGCGUCCACAGAUGCGCCCGCGGCUUCAUCCUUGCUUCAGCAAGCUCAGCAAGAGCUAGAAGCGCGCGUGCAAGAACUUGAGCAGGAAUUGCAGCAAACACGAGGCCAACUCGUGGCAGCUCAACGGCAACAACAAGCCUCUCAAGCCGAGCUGGCUGAAGCCCAGCGUGAGUUUGAUGACUACAAAACCAAGGCCCAACGCAUUCUCCAGGCGAAAGAGAAACAGUUGCAGGAGCGUACCGCAGAUAACAGCAUGCUGGACAUGUCCUCGGCCCUCACACAAUCAAGUCUCAACCGAGAGGAAGAGUUGCGCCGUCUUCGCGACGAGCUUCAUGAGGCAGAAGCCAUGCGUCUCGAGUAUGAACGAACCAUUGAGGAGCUGCAACAACAGCAGGAGACGGACGCAGACAUGGCCAGCCAGCAUUUUCAAGACCUUGAAGCGGCCCUCGCUACCAGCCGACUCGAACUAGGUGCAGCCACCGAACAAUUCGAGCGACGAGUUCGUGCCUUGGAGCAGGAGCGGGACACUCUCAUCCGAGAGAAGCAACAGCACCAAAGCCAGGUUCAAGAGCUUGAGGGAGCUCUCGAUCAACACCGGACGCGCCUUCGUGAAGCCGCAGCCACUGAGCAUCAAGCCACGAUGGCUUCAGAAGCGGGCAGCCACGUUGCUGAGCUAACGCGGCAACUUGUUGCUAAGCAAGGACAACUGGAGGAACUGCGCAAGGACCUGAGCAUGGCCCGCCUUGAAGUGGACGAGGAGCGGCGCAAAGCUCAGAUGGCUACCAAGCUGGCGCAGGAUCGAGCAGCCAACAUGGCCCAAUGGGAAGAGACAAUGCAGAUGGAGCCGCUCAUGCAACGGGAUAUGCUGCGCAACGCGCACGUCAGCGAGAUGGAGCGACGCUUGCAGUCGGCCGUGUCGCACCUGGAUGCCAUGAGGUGUGUGUGUGUGUGUGUGUGCGCGCGCGCUCUCUCUCUCUCUCUCUUUUUGGACUUGCAUCUGCGCGAUAAACACACCUUUGGAAACCUCCAUGAAUGA
Messenger RNA from Monosiga brevicollis MX1, 1788 nucleotides. RefSeq lists its product as uncharacterized. Bases 1 to 1788 code for a protein of 595 amino acids. The transcript has 5 exons. NCBI's taxonomy places the organism in Eukaryota, Choanoflagellata, Craspedida, Salpingoecidae. The record is from RefSeq and is a predicted model, not a curated record. Gene Ontology annotation, biological process: Golgi organization.